AUGAACAAGACAGUUGUUAUGAGAGUUCGUAGAACCUUUCAGGAGUCUUACAAGGAAAUCGAGAUUCAAGACCAGAAAAAAAUAUCUUUCCAGAAUGCUAAUUAUCUUGGCAAACCAAAUUACGAUGAUGGAACCGAAUGUUGGAAUACAAUCAAGAACAAUAACGAAAAAUAUUCUGAACAAAAGCAACAAAUUAAUAACAAUGUCAAGGAUGAGAAUCAUUUCGAUAUUACAAUGGUGCAAUUUGAGUUUUGCCCAAACCAGGAGAGAAUCCGAUCAAUGCAACUAUCCUUGGGGCAACUGUGCCGAAUCCGUGCUUUGGCUGGCAAUGCGUGGACGAAGGAGAAGCCAAAGACGCCGUGUCGUUCUUAUGGUCCCGAACGUUCUACUAUCGAAGCAAGAGUUCCGGAAACAAUGUUGAAUGUGCCGAACUCAAGAUCGCAAAAUUCCAAUUCCGAAAAAUCCGCUUAUUUUAAGUACGAUGGAACUGUUACAGAAUUUGAGAACGCUUUGGAUGAUUUACCUAAUGAACUAGCCUUUGACAAACCUGCCACAAAAACGAUUGAUAUUCACCCUGCUGCAAAGAAGAAAAGGAAUUCGAAAAAAAACAUUGAUCCGGUUUUUUUAUUGUGUUUUGAUCAAGUAUGA
Messenger RNA from Funneliformis geosporum, 648 nucleotides. NCBI's taxonomy places the organism in Eukaryota, Fungi, Glomeromycota, Glomeromycetes, Glomerales, Glomeraceae. The record is from the annotation of a GenBank genome assembly.